Messenger RNA from Phaeoacremonium minimum UCRPA7, 1503 nucleotides. RefSeq names its product putative rna-binding protein. The transcript is spliced from 4 exons. The record is from RefSeq and is a predicted model, not a curated record. The coding region runs from base 1 to 1503 and encodes 500 amino acids. Gene Ontology annotation, molecular function: RNA binding. Lineage: Eukaryota; Fungi; Ascomycota; Sordariomycetes; Togniniales; Togniniaceae.
AUGGCUGCCGAGCCGAGUCCAGCCGAGCCAGCGCUUGCCGAGAUGGUAGACCCCACAAUCGCCGGGACUGCUCCCGAUGGCGAUGAGGAUCAGUCUCUAGACGAAAGCAUCGCCGAUGACGACAGCUUCGAUGCUUACGGCGAGGACGCGAAUGGAGAGGCGCAAAACAACGCUCCAGGCGCUGACAAUGAUGACUACGCGAGAAUCUUUGAUUCUCCUGCGCAAGGAGAGGUUGAGGAAGCGGAACAAGAUGUAUCAAAGGCAGGAGAAUCCAUGAAUAGUUCCUCGGCAUCUGAUACUUUACCGCAUCAAUCUUCCGUGGCGCCAAUUACUGGUGAUAUCUCAUCCUCGAGCUUGUCCCAUGGAGACGGCGCUCUCGCAAAUCCUGCCCCUGCCAACCCCGCCGACACCGCCAGCCUGCCUCAGCCUGCCUCAGCCCCGCUGCCAGAUGCGACCCUGGACUCUGCGCCAAGUCAACCCAUUCACGCCCAAGCUGAGGCUUCCAGCCCGGAAGACGUCGAAGCUAAGCCUAACGACUCUGAGCCCAAGAACGAAGAUGCUGAAAUGGAAGAUGAUGCCACUGCAGUUGACAUCCAGAAGCUGGUCGAUGAUAUCACCGCCGCCAGCGCCGCAGCCUCGUCCACUCAACCACCCGCCGAAGCCCCAAGCUCUCUCCAAGACCAAGACCCUCAGUCGUCCCCCAUGAGCGUAAAUCAGACUUUACUUCCUCCCAGACCCGCAUUGACGCAAGAGCCUUCCAAUCCUGCCGCCAUCCCGUCCGAUAACCUGCAGCCUGGGCCCAACGUGCCCCCUUUCUCUCCCACUGGGGCCCCCGUACAAGCUACAGGUCCCAUCUCCCAGCCCUCGCCGUAUCCUCUCGCCGCUGCUCCAGCUGACGAACGACGAUAUAUGUCCGAGGCCAAAUGGGAACGUUUCCCUGAAGGUUCUCGUAUCUUCAUUGGAAAUCUUUCUCAAGAACGAGUAUCCAAAAAGGAUGUCUUUGACCUAUUUCAUAAAUACGGUCGUCUUGCCCAGAUCUCUUUGAAGUCUGCUUAUGGCUUUGUGCAGUAUCACAAUGUGACAGACGCGCAAGGCGCCAUGGAGAAUCUUCAGGGUGCUGAGAUUCGAGGUCGUAAGAUCCAGAUCAGGGCCGCAGGUCAAGAGAUGACUAUCGCCCCGGUCGUUCGCCAUCGCCCCGUCGAGAAGAUCGUCGUGGGAGAGAUGAAACUUAUGGUAGGAAUGCCAAUGCUCGAACAUACGAAUCCUAUGAUCAUGGCCGUGGCCGGUCGAGGUCGCCUGAACGUUUUGGCCGACCUGGACCAGAUGCGAGCUAUCGCCGUCGAUCCCCGAGUCCAUAUGGUCGACCACGCCAAGAUACUGAACGACUGGAUAUUCCCCGACGUUAUGGUGAAGAAAUCCCUGACGUCCAGUUGUUGCUUAUGCAAGAAGUCCAGCGAGAUUUCGUUGACUGGGUUCAACGUGCAUUCUAUGAUCGCGGGCUAA